GCAACUACUGUCGGCGCAUUGGUCGACACACAGACGCAAUAAAUAGCAGACGCAACACGUGAACGAGUUGUUCGCGAGUCCCGCGAUAAAUGUCAUGCCGAGCAUCACGCUGACAAUCUCACGUCGCUUUUGCGUCAGCUGAUGGCGAACGAUUCCGAGAUUUGCGCAUAAACGGUUCGCCUGUGAACAAUCGCAGCCGUACGCAUUCCUCUACUUCGGUGACGACGACGUCGUGUUGUCCCUAUCAGAAUGCGUGUUGACACGUGCAUCCUGCUGUUAUAUCUGCCGCUUGCGAUUUUCGGCAGUGCUGAAAAAAAUGAGAGCGCUUUCGUAGCAACGCAUGAAUGGCAGACGGUGAAAAAGGGAACUCCUAUUCCCAAGGGACUUCAUGUGAGACAUAAUUUUGCAACUGGAGUAACAGAGGCUAAAUUGAUGGAUGACACAGACGAAGACGAUGAAAAUACAAACCGAUCCAAUUCCAAAUCAUUGACACUACAUCCGGAUAAGUCAGUUCUAGAAAACGAAGAGCCGGAUCCUGUGAAAAUAAAGAAAGUUUCAGAAUCUUUGAAUUCUUUGAAAUUUCCAAUCGACGAAUUGAAAGCGAGAUUGAAAAAGCUUAAGCAAGAUGAAGCAGCAGAAAUAUCAAACAUGAAUGAUGGAGAAACUCGACCAAAAACUGAGAAACGUUUCAAACAUUUUUAUGAAACUUUGAAAGAGGAACUUAAUGCUCUUAAAGUUAAUGUUACAAGCGAUUCAGAAUUAUUAAAAAAGUUUUUCCAGAAAUUUCAAUCUUACAAAAGUAGUAUCACUACAGGAACGUUAACUAGUAUAGAGAUUGAAGAAGUAUUAGAUAUUUUAAAUAAUUUAGAAUAUCUUCUUCAUCAAAUAGACAAUGCUAAAAUGUUCUCAGAUAUGAAUGGGCUGACUAAGAUCAUAUCACCAUGUCUUAAUGGAACUAAUAAUGAAAUAAAAUCGGAAGCAUUACGCCUUCUAGGAGCAGCCGCCCAAUCAAAUCCAAAAGUGCAAGCUAAGGCAUUAGAAAAUGAUUUUAUUCAAAAAGUGUUGCACGUCUUGUCUACAAAUAAUAAAAUUGAAGUAAAAUCCAGAUGUCUCUUUGCUCUAAGUGCCUUAAUACGCCAGUUUCCUGCUGCUCAGAAAGCUUGGAUUGAUCAUGGCGGUUUGCAGUUACUUGGCAAGAUUCUAUAUGACGAUCAAUUACAUAUACAAAUAAAAGCAAUGAAACUAAUUAACGAUCUAACAAUCGAAAGACGAAACCUAGAAGAAAUUCAUGAUGCCGAACAGCGUCAACAGAGAAUGAGGGAGUACGCUAUUACAGAUUUUGAGCUAAAAUUACUGAGGCACGAUUACUGUAAACUCCUAAGCAACUUAAUGGUUAAAUGCUUCAAAGAAAAGUUAACUGGCCAAUUUAGCAUAGAAAAUAACGAUUUUCUCGAAGUAGUCUCAGAUAGCAUGAUCACGAUAUCUCCUAUUUGUAAAACUGAAUUUAAGAAUAUUGAACUUUUGCUUUUACCUGUUAUAAAUAAUCUCUUAUACUUUUAUCAAAAUCCUAAUAUUAAACUCACUGUGGAUGAAACAGACGUUUUGAAGAGUUUAAUAUUACUGAUUGAAAGAUUAAAAGAAACUAUUUUUGAAGCACUUCACGAUGAACUAUAAAUAUGAAUUAAUGUCUAAGAUAAAACUAAAAAUAUACGAAAGUAUAUCAAAGACUAUAAAUUAAAUUCCAGUCUUAUGUUAAUAGAUAUGCAAUCAUGUGCAAUAGCAUAGAGCUUACUUAAUAUGUAUUUGUCAGUGUAAAAGUUUUGUCA
Molecule: messenger RNA, 1826 nt
Organism: Trachymyrmex cornetzi
Lineage: Eukaryota; Metazoa; Arthropoda; Insecta; Hymenoptera; Formicidae
Gene: Sil1
Product: Sil1 nucleotide exchange factor
Exons: 4
Coding region: 250-1674 (474 amino acids)
Cellular component (GO): endoplasmic reticulum
Molecular function (GO): adenyl-nucleotide exchange factor activity
Source: RefSeq, a predicted model, not a curated record